AUGCGCAGGUCUCCCGCGCGGUCGACGCUGGGCCUGUGCCUCUCGCUCGCGUGCCUAGCGCUGGUGUGGCACGCGCUCACCCUCGCGGGCUGGCUCACCUCGCGCGUCACCGCCGCGCGGGGCUACCUCCGCGACGUCGGGGACCUCACCGAUCUCGCGGAGCGCCCCGGGAUCCGGGAGGCGGUGCGUUCGGUCGUGGCGUCUGGGGCGCUCGCGCGGCUGGAGAGGGACGUGGUCGGCAGGCUUCACGUCGUGGACGACGAGACGAUGUCCGUCGGCGUGGACGUGAGCCACAGCGGCGAGGCGACGUGGGUCUACCGGCGGUACCAGCAGGCGCUCCGAUCGUCGUCGUCGCCCGGGAAGAGGGACGGGAACAAGUCGGCACGAUUGGACCCCGGCUUCGCGCCCCUCGUCGUCGACGUCGGCGCCAACGACGGCUUCCUCAGCUCCAAUUCCUACAACCUCGCGCGUUGGGGGUUCUCCACCGUACUCGUCGAACCCAAUCCCGCCAUGCUCGCCCUCGCCAGAGAGGCGCAGGAGCCGAUGAUCGAUCCCUACCACGAGGGGGUUCAGCGCGGCUGUUACGUCAACGCGGGGAUGGCGGGGGUGGAGGCGGCGACGACGAUGAAACUGAAGGUGGGCGGGGACGUCGUGGCGAUGGAAUCGUCGCUCGUGGACGUCGGCGGCGCGAGCGGCGGCGGCGGCGUGGGCAAGAACGGGCGGGGCGACGACUCGAGGGAGCAAAAGUUGGCGCAGCUGCGAGGCGGCGGGGCUUGGGGCGGGGACGUCAUCGAGGUCGACGUGCUUCCCGCGUCCGAGGUGGCGAAGCGGUGCGACGUCCCCAAGGACUUCGCGCUCCUCUCUGUGGACGCGGAGGGCGUGGGAGACGCCGUGCUCCGGGAGUGGAUCGUCGCGGGGCACAAGCCUCGAUGGAUCCUUUACGAGUCAAUGCACAACCCGACCCCUUUUGACGUCACCAAGGAGUGGCUCGAGGGCAAGGGGUGGAGGUACGUCCGGAAGAUCGGGUGGAACCACGCGUUCGAGCUUGAGGAGCUCAGCGCGCGGCUCAGGCCGGUGCCAUAA
Messenger RNA from Micromonas commoda, 1083 nucleotides. RefSeq lists its product with no specific name. NCBI's taxonomy places the organism in Eukaryota, Viridiplantae, Chlorophyta, Mamiellophyceae, Mamiellales, Mamiellaceae. The transcript has a single exon. The record is from RefSeq and is a predicted model, not a curated record. The coding region runs from base 1 to 1083 and encodes 360 amino acids.